This is a messenger RNA of Closterium sp. Naga37s-1, 2061 nucleotides long. The record is from the annotation of a GenBank genome assembly. Lineage: Eukaryota; Viridiplantae; Streptophyta; Zygnematophyceae; Desmidiales; Closteriaceae.
AUGGGCGGCUUUCCGGCGCUGCUCGCGCUGCUCGCGCUCGCCCUCAUUCUCGCGAGUGACGUCAUCCGCGGGGCGUCCGGCCAAAGCCUCACGGAGGUGCCGGCGACGCUGCUGGUGGCGACGCGGAUCUCGCUGGGCAGCACUUUUACCUUCAACUUCACGGUGGCGCGCUGCACCAACCUGCCGCGCACCAACCUCAGCGCCGUCGUGCAGUGGACCACCGCUCCCGGGGUGCUCCCGUGCAAGAACAUCACCCUCUGGAACGGCCCUUCGUGCACUGGAGAGUCCUUCCAAAGGAUGACCCCCGACACCACCAAAUACAAUCUCACCUAUGGCUUCUCAGUGUCUGCUCGCUGCAGCAUCGUACGCCACGUGCCCUGCUGGCUCCACCUGCACGCCAACCACGGACACCAGAGGCGUCACCUGCGCGUGCAAUCAGGUCCCCUAUGCCACCAAGGGCACUUGCCAAGGACCCUCUCACCCACCUACUCCACUCCCUCGCUUGCUGUGCUGCACGCGCCCCCUCCUCGCCCUCCCUGCAUCGCAUAUCACGUGACGUCUUCCCUGGGGUGGGGGACAUCAGCCGGAGUGCCGCCGCCAGCCAGCAGUGCUGUGGACGCCAGUGCGGGGUGGCCCACGGAGGUGACCACCAGGAUAGUGGUGGCCACGCCGGUGAAAGUGGGGCGCUACAGCGUCUCCUUCGACCCCUACUCGCGCUGUGCAACCGUGCCCGACGGCACGGCGCCCGCUAAUGUCAGCACGCCUGUGAGCGUCCAGUGGAACGCCAGCAGCAGCAGCAGCUCGCAGGGGGGCGUGGUGGCGAGUGCGCCGUGCGUGCAAGUGGCGUUCUUCCGGGGCAGCAGCUGCGACGACAGGACUCCGCUCGACACCAUGGCUUCGAGCUCCAUGUCAGUUCGUGUGGUGGAGGCAGGCAGGGCAAGGGUAGAGGCAGGUGGUACGAGAAGAGGCGCGAUGGGAGGGGAAGGGGGACGGGAUGGCAUGGAUGGCAUGUUCUAUGGAUUCACCACGUGCCCGCCCAACUCUGUGUGCCUGGACGCCAAGAACAUCAGGGCUGCCACCUGCAAGUGCGAGGACGGUUAUGUUGCCAUCAACGACACCUGCCAAGACAAGUGCAUGCUGAGCUGUAUGGCCAACAACGCAUAUUGCGUCAGGGACACAGUCGGAACCCCACAAUGCUUUUGCAACAAGGGAUUUGAGAUGAGCACUGACAAAACUACAUGUGCCGUUGAUAAAUGUUUUUCUGUGAAUUGUGGGCCCAACGGCAAGUGCAUCAAGGAUGCGAAUGGAAAUGCUACCUGUGCUUGCAACACUGGCUUCCAGAUGCCUCCCAACAACCUCACUUGCGUUGACAAGUGUAAGCUCGUGACUUGCACGGCCAACUCAACCUGCGUCAAGGAUGCGAAUGGGGAUACAAGUUGCGAGUGCAUCACUGGCUUCGACAGGCUUCCGGGCAACGACACUUGCGUUGACAAGUGUAAAUCCGUGGAUUGUGGGACCGGCGGCAAGUGCAGGAUGAAUGCAGAUGGAAAUCCGGAAUGUACUUGCAUCACCGGCUUCACGAAGAAUUAUGACGAGUGCAUCGACAACUGUGAUUGGUUUGGUUAUGACUGUUGGUCCGGCUCGUGCAAGAAGGACACCAAGGGGAAUCCGUAUUGUGACUGCGGCAAAGGCUACAGACAGACUGCUGACGGGCGCUCUUGCAUUGACAUUUGUGAAUUAGUGGAUUGUGGCGAAGGCACGUGCGUGAAGAGAUAUGAUGAGGAGGGCAACGGACAUGCAGAAUGCGAUUGCCCCGCGGGCUACCAAGUGGCUGGGAGUGGGCGCUGCACUGACAUAUGCAAUGUGGUAUGUCCGGCCAGCCAAACGUGCAGGAGGAACGGGGACUACAUCACGUAUUGUACCCAAUGGGACUAUUGUGAUAGGGAUUAUUGUGGGUAUGGCGGCACGUGCAGGAUCGAUAAAGUUAAGGAUACUGAGUACUGUCUCUGCGACCCCGGCUACAAGUUGUCUGCCGACCAGCUCUCUUGCAUUGAAGCAUGA